CUAAAUCAAGUCUUCCACUAAGUCAAGUCUACGCAUUUAGUCUUUCCCUUUUGUUUGGUUUGUACAUUAUAAAUUGUCUUGUUUCCAUUCGAAUUUUGUUUAUGAAUGUGAGAAGUAACAAUUUGAGUGUUAGAGAGAGGAAGAUGAUGAGUAUGAAAUUAGUUGGAACAAUCUUUGUGUUGUUGCAGUUGCAGUUGCAGCUUCUUCUUUAUUCCAACAAUUAUGGAGUUGCUUCAGCAGGUUGCAUAGAUAUGGAGAGACGUGCUCUCCUUCAGUUGAAGGCAAGUCUUGUGGAAAAUGACAUUAAUGACCUUUUGCCUUCAUGGGACAACAAGAGUUAUGAUUGCUGUGAAUGGAAAAGAGUCGGUUGUAGCAAUCAAACUGGCCAUGUUGAAAUGCUUCAUCUAUAUGGCGAUCGGUUUGGUCGUUUUCGAGGCGAUAUAAACGCAUCAUUGUUGGAGUUGCGGCAAUUGAAGUAUUUGAACCUUAGUUAUAAUCGGUUUUCAAACAGUAAAUUUCCAGAAUUAUUUGGUUCUCUAAGCAACUUAAGGUUCCUUGACCUCCGAGCUUCAUUUAAUGGGGGAAGAUUUCCAAAUGAUAUUUCUCGUCUAAGCAACUUGCAAUAUCUUGAUCUUUCAUAUAAUAUUCUCAAGGGUACAAUCCCUCAUCAAUUUGGAAAUCUCUCUCAUUUGCAGUACCUUGAUCUUAGUUGGAAUGAUCUCGUUGGAACCAUUCCUCAUCAACUUGGAAGCCUUUCAAAUCUGCAGUACCUUGAUCUUGGAUGGAAUCUCUUGAGCGACAAGAAUGAUGUUGGAGGUGAGUGGCUUUCUAAUCUCACUCUUUUAACUCAUCUUGACUUAACUUAUAUGCAAAAUCUCAAUUCUUCUCGUCUCUGGCUGCAAACAAUUGCUAUGCUUCCAAAUAUACAAAUAUUGUACCUAUCUGAUUGUCAUCUUUCUGAUCUUUCUCCCUUCCAUCCAAUCUUCAAUUUUUCUAGUUCUCUUAAAAUCCUUGAUCUUUCGCGCAAUGCAUUCACAUCUUUCAAAAUAUUUGAAUGGGUGUUUAAUGUCGCCUCCAACUUAACCGAGCUUGAUCUUAGCGAUAACCUUUUGCAAGGCUCCAUUCAUUGUGAUUUUGGAAACACAGUGGGAAAAUCUCUUGAGCGACUUGACUUGAGUGGUAAUUUUCUACAGAUUUUGGAAUCCUUUAGUCAUAUUUGUACUUUACACUCACUGCGUGUUGAUGAGAACAAUUUGAAUGAAGACAUUUCAACUAUUCUUCUCAAAUUGUCUGGUUGUGCUAGACACUCACUGCAAGAUUUGAGUUUAAGUGGCAACCAAAUAAGUGGCUCAUUUCCAAACCUUUCGACAUUCCCUUCUCUAAUAGCAAUCGACCUUUCCUAUAAUCUGAUAAGUGGGAAGGUAACAGAUGGUGACAUAUUUUUUCCAUCUAAAUUGGAGUCUUUAAUGUUUGCAAACAACUCUUUAGAAGGUGGAAUUCCAAAAUCAUUUGGUAACUUAUGUUCGUUAAGGUCAUUAGACAUGUCAAGUAACAAGUUGAGUGAAGAUCUUUCAGUAAUAAUUCAUGAUUUAUCUGUUGGGUGUGCAAAGUACUCGAUACAAGAAUUAUAUUUGGAUAGCAACCAAAUUAUUGGUACACUACCUGACAUGUCAGUGUUCUCAUCAUUAAAAACAUUGAUACUCUCUCACAAUCUAUUAUAUGGGAAAAUAAUGCAAAAUUCCUCAUUCCCCUAUCAAUUAGAGAGUCUGGAAUUGGAUUCCAAUAAUUUGGAAGGGGUGAUCACUGACUCCCAUUUUGGCAACAUGUCUAUGUUAAAGAAUUUAAACUUGAAUUCCAAUUCAUUAGCUUUAAUAUUCAGUGAAAAUUGGGUGCCGCCUUUUCAAUUGUUUUCCAUAUAUCUAAGGUCUUGUAUAUUAGGGCCUAGUUUCCCUAUAUGGUUGCAGGGUCAAAAAUAUCUCCAAGCCCUUGACAUUUCUGAUGCUAAAAUCACAGACUUAGUUCCAGUGUGGUUUUGGACUCAAUCAACAAAUCUAUUUUUCAUGAAUAUUUCAAACAAUAAUCUCAGCGGUACAAUUCCAAAUUUGUCCGUAAGAUUCUCUGAAGGUUUUCAAGCAAUUCUUAAUUCAAAUCAAUUUGAAGGUUCAAUCCCACCAUUUUUUCGAAGUGCAAUAUUGCUUGAGAUGUCUAAGAACAAAUUUUCAAAAAUUGAUUUGUUCUUGUGUACUAACACUAUGGUUGAUAACUUAUCCAUAUUGGAUAUAUCAAAUAAUCAGUUAUCAAGUCGGCUCCCCGAUUGUUGGGGUCAUUUGAAAGCAUUGGAAUUUAUAGAUUUGAGUGACAAUUCAUUGUCCGGAGAAAUUCCAUCCUCAAUGGGAUCAUUACUUCAACUUAAGGUGUUAAUAUUGCGGAACAAUAGCUUCACAGGGAAGUUACCUUUUUCCUUGAAAAAUUGCACAAAUUUAGGCAUGCUAGAUCUUGGAGAAAAUAAAUUCUCAGGACCAAUACCGUAUUGGUUAGGACAACAAUUGCAAAUGUUAAGCUUAAGAAGGAACCAAUUCUAUGGGAAUCUUCCUCAUAGUCUGUGUUACUUAACAAACAUUCAGUUGUUGGAUCUCUCCGAAAAUAAUAUAUCAGGACCCAUUUUCAAAUGUUUGAAGAAUUUUUUGAAAAUGUCUCAAAAUGUUUUAUUUACUACAUUCAACAAAUCUCAUUUAUUUUAUCGAACCAGAUUCGGAUUUUCAUUUUUUUAUGACAGUUAUGAUUUGACACCAUUGUUGAUGUGGAAAGGUGAAGAACGAUUGUUCAAGAAUAAUAAGCUUAUUUUAAGGAGCAUUGAUCUUUCAAGCAAUCAAUUGAUAGGAAACAUUCCAGAAGAAAUAGGAAAUUUGGUAGAGUUGGUGUCAUUGAAUUUAUCAAGCAACAAUUUGAGUGGAGAAAUUACUUCAAAGAUUGGAAAAUUAAAAUUACUUGAAUUUCUCGACUUGUCAAGAAACCAGUUCUCUGGUUUAAUUCCUCCUUCUUUGGCUCAAAUUGACCGUCUUUCCAUGUUGAAUUUGUCUUAUAACAACCUGUUUGGAAGAAUUCCAAUUGGCACACAGUUACAAGGUUUUGAUCCUUCAAGUUAUGAAGGGAAUGUCGGUCUUUGUGGGAAACCACUUGUCAUAAAGUGUCCAGGAGAUGAAAAAGUUACACCUCAGAAACCAGAAACACCUAAAGAAAGUAGUCUAGAAGAUAAGAAAUCAAUCUAUUUGAGUGUGACAUUGGGAUUUAUCACAGGAUUUUGGGGCCUUUGGGGUUCAUUGUUGUUCAUCCAAACUUGGAGACAUGCAUAUGUUUUGUUCUUGAACAACAUAACUGACACAAUGUAUGUGUUUAUGGUGCUCAAUGCAACUAAAUUUCAAAGGUGGCUUAGAGCUUUGUUGGAAAAAUUUGUCUAAGCAUCUCCUAUUGUACCAUUUGCAACAUUGUUGAAGAAAGGUAGGAGAAGAAGUAGAUGAUGUGAUAAGACAAAUAUAAACGAGUUUAAAGUUCUACGUAUCAAUAAUUUAAAUAAUUAAAAGAGGCAAAUGCUGAUGAUGAUGUAGGAGUGCUGAUGAAGAAGAGUCACACUCUAUUGCAGUCAUCUGAGAGUAAUUCAUUCCACGUUCACAAACAUAUCACACCUCUUUUGUGUGUUGUGUUUUAUUAAUAGAGAUUUGCACCUCUUUUUCUUCCACUCAAAUGCAUUUCCCAGUUGUAUUUCGCGUAUAACCGACUAUGCUCCAAAAAUAGCCCAAAGUUAGUGUGUUUAUAUAAUUGUGGAUAAAAAAUUCCUUCUCUU
This is a messenger RNA of Cicer arietinum (chickpea), 3841 nucleotides long. RefSeq names its product receptor-like protein EIX2. Gene Ontology annotation, molecular function: protein binding. The record is from RefSeq and is a predicted model, not a curated record. NCBI's taxonomy places the organism in Eukaryota, Viridiplantae, Streptophyta, Magnoliopsida, Fabales, Fabaceae.